This is a messenger RNA of Xenia sp. Carnegie-2017, 2025 nucleotides long. RefSeq names its product internal alternative NAD(P)H-ubiquinone oxidoreductase A1, mitochondrial-like. Bases 327 to 1670 code for a protein of 447 amino acids. Lineage: Eukaryota; Metazoa; Cnidaria; Anthozoa; Malacalcyonacea; Xeniidae. The record is from RefSeq and is a predicted model, not a curated record. Gene Ontology annotation, molecular function: NADH dehydrogenase activity. The transcript is spliced from 2 exons.
UUUUCUUUGCGUGAUGAACUAUUGCUCUAACUUCGCUCGAAAUACUCAUCGAUAAACGGUGCAGUUUUUAUAGCAAAAAAAGGCUACAGGUGAGUUUCUAGGUGAUCGUCCACUUGAUGGAUAAUAAAGGCUUACGUUUGAUUGUAGAGGACAUACAAGAGCCACACAUGAUUGAACCGCGAACAACUCCAGAAAAUCCCCAAUGUAACUAAUUACUUCAAUCAGUUACCCAUUGGUCUAUUAUAUGGUCAUCCAGUUUAUGGUGUUAUUCCCGAAUUUUCCAUCAAUAAACCGUAUGCGUAUGCUGGAAAAUCUGAAAACAUAUAAUGCUUGGUUCGAAGCAUUACAAGGACAGUAAAAAACUUAUUUACAUUUUCCAUAGAACAUUAUCAUUGGGUGUUGGUCGGUCUUCACCAGCGAAUCGUGGUGCUGAUAGACAAACUCUUGUGAUUCUUGGCACAGGCUGGGGUGGUUAUAGCUUACUUCAGAAAAUCGACAAAACACUUUACAAUGUGAUUGUUAUCAGCCCACGAAAUCACUUUCUGUUUACACCAUUGCUUGCCAGCACAACUGUGGGUACUUUAGAAUUUAGGAGCAUAAUUGAACCAGUUCGCAAUACCAGAUUUCGUGACGAUCAUCACUUCCAGUUGUCUAAUGCUCUUUCCUUGAACACAGACAGACAUAUUGUUGAAUGUGAAAGCACCUUAAAUGGGAAAUGUUAUAAUGUGCAUUAUGAUAAACUUGUAAUUGCUGUUGGUGCUUGCAGCAACACUUUUAAUGUGCCAGGUGUGGAGAAAUAUGCAUUCUUUUUAAAAGAAAUUGCUCAUGCUAGGGCAAUUCGAAAUCAAAUUUUAACCAACUUUGAACUCUCAGUUCAUCCAAAUAUCACUCAUGAUGAGGAAGAAUGUUUGUUGCAUUUUAUUAUUUGUGGUGGUGGUCCCACUGGGGUGGAAUUUGGAGCAGAACUUUAUGAUUUCAUGCGAGAAGAUGUUUCUUGGAUCUACUCACAAGAAAGGGACAAAGUUAGAGUGACGUUGGUGGAACCAAAUGAAAUACUACCAUCAUUUGAUAAGAAACUGAGAGCUUUUGCUGAAAAGAAAAUACAGCAACGUGCCAGGUUUGAUUUGAUACAAAGUGGUGUUGUCAAAGUUGAUGAAAAAUCAGUCACUCUGCAAGAUGGUACAGUCUUACCUUGUGGAAUGGUAGUAUGGUCCACUGGUCUUGCUCCAAGUUCAUUUAUUGAAAACCUUGAUCUUCCAAAGUCAAGACAGCAGCAAUUGCUUGUAGAUUCCUUUUUGAAAGUGAAAGGUGUCAAAGAAAACAACGUGUAUGCUAUAGGAGACUGUGCUUGUGUUGAGACAAAUCCUUUCGCCAGCACUGCUCAAGUUGCUGAACGGCAAGGAAGAUAUGUUGCACUGCAGUUGGCUAAUGAAAUCCUACAAAAGCAUGUACAGAAGCCAUUUACUUGGAGAAGUCUUGGUAUGCUUGCAUAUGUUGGUGAAUACCAAGCUUUGGCAGAUUUCAAAACCUCAAAAUUACAAGGUUUCUUGACAUGGAUUUUAUGGAGGUCGGCAUAUUUGACCAAGCUUGGUAGUUAUAGAUUAAGGCUACAGGUACCUUUUGAUUGGAUGAGAGCUUUCGUAUUUGGACGGGAUACUUCCAAGUUUUAAACAGCAGUGAUGGAGUUUGGUAGUCUUUUAUAUGUAAUAGGCCCUAUUACUCCUUAGUAAAGUUAUAAUAUGACAGCAAGUAGAAAUCACGUAAUUAAUAAGGCUAUUGAAGAUUUUUUCCACAUCAUUGUUUAUUCUUACAUAUAUAUGGACAUAAAAUGAUCAACUGACUACUGUACAACAUUUGAUCACAUGAUAAUACAGAAGCUUUUUGACUCUCUGCUCUUUGCAUUGUGAAACAUGUACUUCGUCAUUUCUGCGUAAAUCUAAAGAUUGCCAUCCUUAUACAUGUUUACAAGUGAUUACUACUUUCUACUAAUUACAAAACUUGCUUUGCAGUAAGUUGAUUUCGCUA